AUGGAAAAUGAGCAACACAUUAUUAUAAAUAUAGAUUAUAUCGAUUCUAAAAUGGAGGAUGCUGAUAUGAUUCAAAAUGACAAUUCUUCUUAUACAACGACGCGUCCAUCGUUUAUUAAUUCCUUAGAUCCAUCUACAUCCAUUCAACAAAUAUCAAAUUCACCGAUAGAUUCACGUGAGUCAACAACUUGGGAUGUGGAAUCGUUUCUAAACAGUGAGAAUCGUAAAGUGACUUUUGAAAAUGAUGAUGAAAUCGAUGAAGGCGCAGUUGAAAAGGUUUUCAUGGCAAUAAAUAUUAGAAAACGUAAAUUGGGAUGUGCUUAUUAUGCCGUUGUCACCUCAACAUUAUAUCUUAUGGAAGAUAUUGAAGAAUCUUCACCAUAUGAUGUUGUUAAUUUAUUAAGAUAUCAAAUUAAGCCAUCCGUAAUUAUUACAAGUUCACGUGCAGAUGAAAGUUUUAUCCAAAUCUUACAGUCUCAAGAUGAUACGAUUCCGGCCCAAACCGUGGUGGAAAUUCGUCCUGGUGCUGAAUUUGUUUAUGCUUCGGCAAAGACGAAACUUUUUUCUAUUCGUCUGGCAAACCAGCAAAUGGAAAAUAACAAACAAGAAAUUUAUUUACAAUUGUCAAGUAUUUUAAACAUGGAGAGUGUCGAAACAAUUUGUUGUGCUGGAGCAUUGAUUAAUUAUAUUUCAAGGAUAAAAAUGACAGAUGAGCUACAAGAUAACCAAUUAUUGGAAGUUUUAACCAUUGAACAAUUUUCUUUCUCACUGCAAAUAUUCGAAGACGAAUCACACCCCAAUAUGCAUAUGCAAACUAAAUUUAAAGAAGGUUUAUCACUCUUUGGAAUUCUUAAUAAUACACGCACAGUUAUUGGUAAACGUCUUCUUAAGCAAUGGAUGCUUCGUCCUACACUUGACCUUGCCGUUCUUGAGGAGAGAUUUUGCACCAUAGAAUGUUUUCUCAAACCAGAUAAUUUGGAAAUAUCAAAUCAAUUGGCAUCCUGUUUAAAGCAUAUUAAAAACAUUCCAAAGAUUAUUGAAAAGAUGAAAGGAAAAUUAAAUGUAAAAGAUUGGCAAUAUGCGUUGCAGUUUACAUUUUAUUGUCUUAAAAUUCGAAACCUUUUAAGAGAAUUGCGACGUGUCGAUAAUGUUAAAAUAUUAGAUAGGAUCAAAGAAAUAUUUGUUGUUUCCGAUUUAAAUGAUAUUGGAUCUAAUAUAAAUGAUGUGAUUGAUUUCGAUGAAAGUGUCAAAGAAAAUCGAAUUGUAAUUAAGCCACAUAUCGAUGAGGAAUUAGAUCAUAUGAAACGAACUUAUGACGGAUUAGAUGAUUUCUUGGUCGCUCGCGAAAUUAGUACAACUAUUCCAACCGAAUUUGCAUCCACUCUAAAUGUCAUUUAUUUUCCACAACUGGGAUACCUAAUUACAGUUCCAUUGAAACCGGAAUGGAAGGAAGAACAAGACUUUCAAAUCAAUGGUUUAUAUUAUCAAUUCAGCACAGCUACAAUUGUAUAUUAUAAAAACGACAAAAUGAGAGAAUUAGAUGAAUAUUUGGGUGACAUUCAUGGGCUUAUUGUGGAUCGAGAAAUAGAAACAGUACAGAAAUUACAAGAUCGUACUUUAGAACAUGUUCCAUUAUUAUUAAAUGCCAGUGCAGUUUGUUCUGAACUUGAUUGUUACCUUUCUUUGGCAGAAUCUGCAAGGCGGUAUGGCUAUCGUCGACCUUUUUUAACUGAAGAGAAUAUUUUAAUGAUUGAAAAGGGAAGACAUCCAUUACAAGAACUUUGUGUUGAUGCAUUCGUUGCAAAUGAUACACAACUUGUUGGUGGUAGAGGAAUCAUAAAUGAAGAAAAUGCAGAAAGAGAUGAAGAAAAUUCUACCACAACAAAUAACUUUUAUAACAGUGUCAUAUUAUUGAGCGGCGCCAAUUAUUCUGGAAAAAGUGUAUAUUUGAAGCAAGUCGCGUUAAUUACUUAUAUGGCACAUAUUGGAAGUUUUGUACCAGCCGGAUCGGCUACUAUAGGCUUGACGGAUAAAAUUUUUACUCGAGUACAGACAAGGGAAACAAUUUCAAAGAUUCAAAGUGCAUUCAUGAUUGAUCUCCAACAAAUAUCAAUUGGACUUCGUAACUCUACUUCAAGAUCAUUAUUAAUUUUUGAUGAAUUCGGGAAAGGAACCGGUUCUACAGAUGGUGCCGGAUUAUUCUGCGGUGUCAUGGAACAUCUAUUAAAACGAGGUAGAAAUUGUCCAAAAGUGAUAGCAGCGACCCAUUUUCAUGAGAUUUUUGAGAACAAUCUUCUUUCAAAUUCUCUUCCGAUAACAUUGGUCACCAUGGAGAUUGUGAGGGAUGAUAAUGAUGAAGAACUUACAUUUCUUUACCGCCUUGUACCAGGCCGAAGUACAUCAUCUUGGGGAACUUUUUGUGCAACAAUUGCUGGCAUUCCUAAUCACGUUGUUCAACGAGCGAGACAAUUAUCGCAACUUUUUUCGAGAUAUGAAUCAAUUCCGCCACAAUUUAAUGAUGAUCGUGAACAUCGUUCAUAUGCUACAUGUGAAUUAAUUGCAAGAAAAUUUUUAGAACUUGAUUUAGAAAAGAAACAAAUAGAUGUAGAUGGAUUCUUAGAAUGGGCAGACAGAGAAUGCUUUGGUACCCGACUUCGACCCCUCACACUUACCCUCCCCAAACCUCUAGUGGAAUUCUGCAAUAAACCUAUGAUAUUACAUCAGAUAGAGGGUCUCGUUAAGGCCGGAGUAACAGAUAUCGUUUUGGCCGUAAAUUAUCGUCCCGAAAUAAUGGUUGACCUUCUUAAAAAUUAUGAAGAAAAAUACAAAGUUAAAAUUACAUUUAGCGUGGAAACUGAACCUUUAGGAACUGCUGGUCCACUCGCGUUGGCUAAAGAAAUUCUUGCUAAGGACAAAUCUCCAUUCUUUGUAUUAAAUAGCGAUAUCAUUUGUGAAUUUCCAUUCGAACAAUUAAGAGAUUUUCAUGCGGCUCAUAAGAAUGAGGGUACCAUUGUGGUUACAAAAGUUAAUGAACCCUCAAAGUAUGGUGUUAUUGUUAAUCGUCGUGAUUCGACCUUAAUCGAGCGAUUUGUCGAAAAGCCCGCGGAAUUUGUCAGUAAUAAGAUCAAUGCCGAAAUCUUCCCGAAAAUGGCAACUGAUUAUCAAUUACAUGCCUUCGAUCUGGAAGGUUUUUGGAUGGAUGUUGGACAACCAAAAGAUUUCUUAACGGGCACCGUCUUAUAUUUAUCAAAUAUUUCUAAAAAACAACCACAACUUUUAGCUAACUCGGCAAUCGAUAAAUAUGUAUGCGGUGGUAAUGUGCUUGUUGAUCCUACGGCUAAAAUAGGUAAGGACUGCAGGAUCGGCCCAAAUGUUACAAUUGGACCAAAUGUUAUUAUUGGGAACGGAGUCAGAUUACAAAGAUGCGUUAUAUUAGAAGGAGUAAGAGUCAAAGAUUUUGCCUGGGUUAAAAAUAGCAUAAUUGGAUGGCACUCUACACUUGGCAGAUGGACUCGCCUUGAAGGUGUUUCUGUAUUGGGAGACGAUGUGGCAGUUAAUGAUGAGAUUUAUAUAAAUGGGGGAUGCAUUUUACCUCAUAAAUGUAUUGCUACAAAUAUUACGGAACCUCAGAUUAUAAUGUAA
Messenger RNA from Diversispora eburnea, 3642 nucleotides. NCBI's taxonomy places the organism in Eukaryota, Fungi, Glomeromycota, Glomeromycetes, Diversisporales, Diversisporaceae. The record is from the annotation of a GenBank genome assembly.